Messenger RNA from Diachasmimorpha longicaudata, 2382 nucleotides. RefSeq lists its product as uncharacterized. Gene Ontology annotation, molecular function: aspartic-type endopeptidase activity. The record is from RefSeq and is a predicted model, not a curated record. Bases 1 to 2382 code for a protein of 793 amino acids. NCBI's taxonomy places the organism in Eukaryota, Metazoa, Arthropoda, Insecta, Hymenoptera, Braconidae. The transcript is spliced from 6 exons. Gene Ontology annotation, biological process: proteolysis.
AUGAGUGUAUUUCUUGUUGUUGUUGCCACCAAGUGGCUUCCCAGGCUACGUAUUCACCUGAAUUUCUUUUACAUUCAUUUAAUUCGAUUGGGUAAGAAGUGGAAGACUUAUUUCUUAGAGAAUUGCGCGUGGACUGACGAAAAAAAAGACUGGCUAGGCGUAAAACCCCCCAUAAAUUAUUUUAAUCGCCCUGGGAAACUACUCGAAAUCUCCGAAAAGCACCUCAGGAAAUACUUUUUUGACCAAUCAAUUUUAGGAAAAUCCCUUCCCACUCUUCGUGAUCAGGGCCAAGAACUUCCGUUAAUAGCAAGUGAGUUUUGUGUGGAAAAAACAAUUGAAGCUAAUAAGUGCAAAAUCGUGAAUCCCGACGACACUAUAACUGAGGAUAAUACAGCGCGGAUAGGAGAGCUGAACAGGAAAAUAUCAACCUGGAAAGGCGUAACGACGGUCGCAAGGAAAAACCUCAAAUUACUCGAAGCCAAAAUGGUAGUAGACAUUCCAACAGUGGAAGCACGGAUGGCAAAAUACGAAGGUCAUUUCAGUGACAUUUCAAGGACUUCAGUCGCGGAACAAAUCGAAUCCAGCGACGGAGACGAGCAACAAAUCCUUCAACAACAGAAGGAACAAACUGCAUUCCUUUACCUUUACAAUACCUCGUAUCACGCACUUUUCCGAUGCAAAAAAUAUAAAGAGUUGCCAGUAGAUCACCGCAUUAAGAUAGCGAAACAAAUGGUACUCUGCCUUAAUUGCCUAAAUAAACACAAACAAGAGUGCAGAUACAGUCGCUGUAGCCAGUAUGGAGAGCCACAUAAUUCUCUGCUACACUCAUCUGCAGGGACGGGAGAGCCUGUAAGCGCCAUGACCGCUCGCCUUCCCUCCAGCCAAGUAAUGACCGCAGCAGUGGUUAAUGUAAUCAACAAAUCCAGUUCAUCAGAACAAUGUCGAGUUCUUUUGGAUACUGGCGCCUCGGCGAACUUCAUCACUGAAGAGCUUGCAACAAAACUGAAGCUACCUCGUAAGCCGUGUGUGCUACCUGUUGGAACUCUCAGUGAAAUGGCGACUUUUACAAAGGGUGUGGUAACUGCCACAAUUAAGUCGAGGCACAAUGGAUUCCAGAAAGAGUUGAGCUUUUUAACCGUCCCAAGGAUCGCUGACCUGAUUCCAACAUCGUUCGUUCGUCGGGAAGCACUGAAGAUUCCAGCCAACAUUCGAUUAGCGGAUCCAGACUCCUACAAGCCAGCUCCAAUUGAUAUGCUGAUAGGAACUGGGCCAACUCUAUCAUUCCUCUGCACUGGACAGAUUGAUCUAUCAUAUCCUGGAGGUCCAGACCUCUAUCUCCAUAAAACCCAGAUGGGUUGGGUAAUCGGUGGAUCAAUUCAAGUGUCUCCAGCUGCUAGAUCCAUUCAGUGUCAUCAUGCAACACCAGAAUUCAAGUUAGAGAAAGUAUGGGAGGUUGAAGAAGUUCCAAAGGCAAAAACUCAUUCAAUUGAAAAGCAGCAAGCUGUGGAUCACUUUAAAGGACAUUACACUCGUGAUUCCACAGGUAAAUAUACUGUUGCUCUUCCAUUUAACUCCAAGAAAAAUCUCCUGGGCAACUCUUACAACAUGGCCUUUAGACGCUUCCAGAGUUUGGAACGCAAGUUCAGCAGGGAUCCGGAGCUCUUCAAAGCAUACUCAGAUAACAUUGAAGAGUACUUGAAAUUUAACUAUUUAACAGAGGUACGUGACCCUAGUGAUACAGGAUACUACUUACCCCAUCACGCUGUCGUCAAGAAGAAUAGCCUAAAAACCACGGUCAGAGUCGUGUACGAUGGUUCUGCUAAAACCACCACAGACAUCUCCUUAAAUGAGACCCUCUUAGUCGGUCCCAAGCUACAGAAAGACAUCUUCUGGCAGGUGCUUCACUUCCGCACUCACUUGUACGCACUAACCGGUGACAUUGAAAAAAUGUUCCUGCAGUUUGGAGUACGAGAGGAAGAUCGACGCUAUCAACGCAUAUUAUGGAGGAAUAAUAGUGGAAGGGUCGCAGUCUACGAACUGAACAACGUGACAUUUGGGCUGUCUUCUUCCCCUUAUGAAGCAGUCCAAUGUCUCCAGCAACUUGCAGAAGACGAAGCCCAGACGUUUCAAGUGGCGACACGCAUCGUCAAACAAAACAUGUACGUGGACGAUCUGCUCUGUGGAUUUGAUUCAAGGCACGACGCUAAGUACGCUCGCGACGAAAUCACUCAAUUACUGGCUCAAGGGGGACUCACCAUCAAACACUGGGCAUCCAAUGAUCCCAGGCUAUUGCAGGGUUUGCACGCAGAGUCCAUCCAUCAAAAACUCCAACUGAAUGAUGAAGCAACCCUCAAGACACUGGGAAUCUAUUGGGAUGCAUAG